ACACAACACAAUGACAGUUAAUUUUUAAAAAAGCUCUUCUAAUCUCCACGUUUUAGUCUAGAUCAGAUAUAGAUUUAUAAAUUAAUAACAAAUUUUUAAAUAUUCAAAUAUAAAUAAUUUAAAUAAAUAUAACAAUAAUGUCAGCAGAUAAUUUAUCAUUUGUAUCGAUGCUCGUAGACAUGGGAUUCUCCAAAUCUCGCUCCGAGAAAGCUCUCAAUGCUACCGGAAACGUUGGAGUCCAACCUGCUAUGGACUGGUUAUUUUCGAACCCCGAAGAUGAAAUUUCUGAAACGGGAACAAAUCCAGCUGACAAUAGUCAGCCAACACCAGAAGCAUCUUCGUCGGGAGCACAAAGUAAUUCUAAGACUGAACCCGCCACUGAAAACCAGGAAGCGAAAUCACUUAAAUGCGACGUAUGUGGGAAAUUAUUCAAAUCCUCACUAGAAGUUGAAUAUCACGCGACAAAGUCUGGUCAUGACAGUUUCUCGGAGAGUCUUGAAGAAAAAAAACCGCUUACUGAAGAGGAAAAGAAAGAAAAGUUGAGGCAACUGGAGGAAAAAAUGCGACAGAAGCGAAAAGAAAGGGAGGAAAUGGAAAAACAAGAGAUGGUUGUUAAAGAAAAGAUGAGAAUUAAGUCGGGAAAAGAAAUGGCUGAAGCGAGGAAAAAAAUGGAAGAGUUGGAAAUGAAAAAAUUAAUAGAACAGCGUAAACGUGAAAAAGAAGAGGACAGACUCGCCCGUCAAGCGAUAAGAGAAAAAAUAGAAGCUGACAAAGCGGCUCGUCGCGCAAAAGCAGCCGCUGAUUUUGGAAAUCUAGUUCCUGCUCCUGCUCCGGCUCCAGUUCCUGUAGCAGCUCCAGCUCCGGCACCCGCAGCUCCUAAACGCGAAUACACCGAAACUAGACUGCAAAUCCGACUGACCAACGGUGAUACGCUCACCCAAACCUUCGGAGCCAAGGAGCAGCUGUCCGCCGUCCGACUCUACAUCGAAAUAAACCGAACAGAUCCCCCAGGUCCAUUCAAUUUAUUGACCAGCUUUCCAAGGAAAAUUUUCUCCGGUGACGACUAUGACGCACCACUAGACGUUCUUGGUCUUGUACCAUCAGCUGUCGUAAUUGUUCAGAAGAAAGUCGAGUGAUAAUUAUUUUUUUUAUAAUUACGAUACGAUAAUUUUAAUAAUAAUUAUAAUAAUAAUGAUAAUGAAAAUAAUAAUGAUUAUGUUGGGGAGUUGCAGUUUUGUAAGUAAUUACUUUUUAAACAAAUUUUUUUUAGUGACGUUUAAAUAUAAAACUGCAUGGUUUAUUAUAAAUAAGUGCGCCAGUGACAUUUAUACAUAAUAUUUAAGUCAUAGUAAUUUUCUAUGAUGAUUUUAAAUGGAUUAACAUUCAAAUUAAUAAAUCCAAAGAUGGCAUAUAUUUAUUUUAUUUAUUUUUUUUAUUGAUAUACUCCAGUCAACUACCCGCCAUAAGCCUGCCCAUAAAUCUCUCUCCUUAAUCGGCAGGUACUGAGUCCAAACAGCACCACUUAACCACUUUUUUGAGUUUCGUAGCAGACAUCCCGUUAUAAGCCUCCGUUAAAAUUACAUAAAUUAUAAACUAACAAUAGCAACAAAAUAUAUAAAUUAAUUAUGAAAAUUUACUAUCGAUCUUUCGCGGAUAAUAAUUUUAUAAAUAUUAAGUUAAAUAUUAUUUAUUGGUGAUAAUUGUAAUGAUUAAUUACAAUUAAAGCUUUUGUUACAAUUUAAAAGUUUUAUUGAGCAU
This is a messenger RNA of Microplitis demolitor, 1758 nucleotides long. RefSeq names its product UBX domain-containing protein 1. The coding region runs from base 138 to 1136 and encodes 332 amino acids. The transcript has 6 exons. The record is from RefSeq and is a predicted model, not a curated record. NCBI's taxonomy places the organism in Eukaryota, Metazoa, Arthropoda, Insecta, Hymenoptera, Braconidae. Gene Ontology annotation, molecular function: protein binding.